Closterium sp. Naga37s-1 is the source of this 3231-nucleotide messenger RNA. The record is from the annotation of a GenBank genome assembly. NCBI's taxonomy places the organism in Eukaryota, Viridiplantae, Streptophyta, Zygnematophyceae, Desmidiales, Closteriaceae.
AUGGCUGUUGGGCAACAAGUGUGCCUUUCUCCUGACUUGACCGUUGAGCAAGCCAAGCUUAGCGCGGGUACAACCAUCAACGUGGCGUCCUUGAAAAAUCAAAGGAAUAAGGGCGUGGAGAAAGUCGAGCAAUCCGGGAAUCCUCCAACUCUUGCUUCUGCAACUGCAGUUUCUGGUUCUCUCCCUCCUAGUACUAAUCCUGCUGCUGCAACUGCUGCUCCUUUUACCAUCCAAUUGGACCCAAUCGAGCCCAGCAGCAUGGAAGGCGAGGGGCACAAGCCGAGGAGAGGAGCUUCACCAGGGGUGGGUGGAGCAGGGCCGAAGUGCCUUGAUUCUGAUGCUGGCGGUAGCAUGGAAGAGGAGCGGCACAAGCUGGAGGCUCCAGUUCCGACAAAAUCUGUUAAAGCAGAGCUUAAGAGUGUUGACUCUGAUGCUGGCAGUAGCAAGGAACAGGAGGAGGUCGUAGUGAGCGUAGAGAGCUUAGCAGAGUCUGUUCAGAAGUUGAAAGAGCAGUUUAAGAGUGUGGAGGCGGUGUGCUUGACACUCCAGACCAAGAGUGUUCGACUGGGACAGUUAACUGCGGCAGCUGGUGGGGAAGCAGAGCAAGUGGAAGCGAAAGAGGAAGAGGCAGGUGCUGGUGGAAAGACAAGCUUCUUACAGCCCGUUGAGGAAUUGGAAGAGCACUUGGGAACUCUUAAGGUGCUGCAGAGGGAAGUAAGUUCUGCAGCCCAGACCGGCCAGAGUGAACCGAGUCAGCCUGAUGAGGCCAACAAAGGGGCAGCAGACGAAGCAAGGGCGGAAGAAAGUCCAAAGCCGCGCCAGCUGCUGUCUCAUGCCGAUAUGGUUCACUACUUAGAUGUGACGAGCAGGUGGGAUGAGGAUCUGUGCGUGUGCUGCUUUGACCGUGCUGUGAGUCAGAGAGCACGGCGAGCACUUGCGAUUAAAGACCUUGAUGAGUUGCGUUGCCACCUGCGCAAGCUGCAGCCUCGUUCCAUCCCCGCAGCAGCCCCGGAGCAGCAGCAGCACAACCAGGCCGCUUUUGAGUCCUCAAUCGUCGCUGAGCUGGGGGCGAGCAGGCAGAGGGAGGGUGACAAUUUCGCUUCCAUGCUGGUGCAGGUGCUGGGGGUGAAGGAGAGUGCUGAUCUGCAGAAAGGGUUUGGGUUCUUUGUGCAGCAACUGCUGUCAGGCGGGCUGGAGAAGGCGCAUGCUGAGAGUAACGAGGGAGCUCGGGGUAAGGAUGCUAAGAAAACGCAUGUGGAGGGGAAGGAAAAGGGGAAAGCGGAGGAGAAGGCUGCUGAGAUUACGCAUGUGGAGGGGAAGGGCAGACAGGAUGCGUCACAUGGGGAGGACGAUGGGAGACAGGGAGAGGAAGAGGCAGGGAGCAAGGUAGAGAUUUGGGUCCGAGUCUACGGCUCAGAUUCCAUCUCGGAGAAACAGUGCUUUAAGGACGACCCUCAGAACAAUGUCCGGCCCAUGCGCCACCCGCUUCGAGACCUUCCGAGCCUACUCGUCAGGUUCGGCGCCAUUCCCAAGCCUUUGGAGGGAAGGAACGUUCCUUUGGAGUGGGAGGAGUGGCCUGGGGGUGACAAAGCUGCUGUGAAGUUUCCUGUGAACCGAAAAGAGAGGUGUUUUGGGCUUGGGAUUGUGGAGGAGCAUGGUGAAGCCCCUGAGAAGCUGACCCAGGACCCUCCUCAGCACACAUCUGAAGCAGGAAGGGACGGCAGGCGUGCAAAGGAUGCAGAAGGCCAAGGAGGUAGUCACGAAGGUGAAUGGAGCAUGGCGCGUGGGAUAGCUGAAGCUGGAGGGGGCAGCAGGAGUGCAAGGCGGAGAGACUCCAAGGCAAUAGAGCUAGGAGCUUGGGAGGAAUCCUUGAAGAGCAAGGCGCGUGCGAUAGCUGAAGAAUUUCCGACCGCCGAUGUGAGAGUGACAGUGCUACCACCGCCCAGAAGGAAGCUUCCCAUCGUUCGCUGCCUGGCAGAUGUGGAUUUUCUGCCAUCUGUUCUCCCGCGUGCUCUCCCUCUUCCCGCCGCCCUCCCGGGCUUUGACGAGCUCGUUGACUGCCUCGAGUUCCCAGCGCGCCUGCGCAGGCCCUUGAACCUGCACAUGCUGCUGAGGCGCGCCGAGCAGGUGCCUGUGUAUUUCCUCCUUCACAUGGCUAUCUGGUGCGCCCAUCCUCUUUUGGAAAGGAGUGAGUUCAAGAGGCGUGGCGUUGCAGCAGCGCAGGGAGUGCAGUCGGCGGCGAGCGAGGGAGGAGGGAAGGAAGGAGGAGAAGGUGGAAGGGUGGAGGUGCAAGGCCGCUGGGACGGUGAGGAGAGUCAGGAGAACGGUGGAGAGGUGUGGGAGGAGGUGCGGAUGUGGUAUUCCGCAGUGAUGGCUGAGUGGAGGUUCAAUGCGGAGGGUAAGGGAGAGAGCGAGGAGUGCAGAGGUAGCAGGGAGCAGGAGUGGACGGAUGAGGAGUGUGACAUCACGUGGCUUCUCGAUGCAGCCAUCUCGCCCAGGUACUGUGAGGGGCUGCCGGGGCAGCGUCGGUCUGCCAAGGGUAGCAGUGGCACUGGCAGCAGCAGCAGCAGCGGCGGCGGCGGCGGCAGCAGCAGAACUGGCCGUAGCAGCAGCAGCAGCAGCAGCAGCAGCAGCAGCAGCAGUGUUCGAAGGGGUGGCAGCAGCAGCAGCAGCUGUAGCAAGGGGAAGGGGAAAAAGGGGGAGGAGCCAGCUUAUCUGAAGGCAUGGCCAGGGGGGGUCAAUCUGGUGGCAUGUUUGCGUGAGAUGCUGUUGGGGGAGCCGUGCUACCGUCCUGCCUCCCCUGCUGCCCUUUCCACCCCUGCUGCUGCUAUGUCUUCUUGGUCUUCCGCCUCUCCCAACCCUGCAGCCAUGUCUGCCAUCCCUCCCAACCCUGCUGCAAAGAGCAUCCGUGCUGCUGCUGUUCCAGACAUGCAAGGCCGUGCCUGCAGUGCUGUUGUCACACUUGGCUCUGACCCUGCUGCUUGUGGGGUCCGUGUGUGCAGUGCUGCGGGGUGUAAAAUGGUGGAGGGCGGUGGUGUGAAGUUCAAGAACUGCUCUGGGUGUGGCAAGGUGGCGUAUUGCAGCAGAGAGUGCCAAAAGGCGCACUGGCCCUCCCACCAGCUCACAUGCCCAGGCAGGAGCAGCGGGAAGAGGAGUGGGAAGGAUGAGAGCAAGGAGUGCGGCAGGAAAACCGAUGAGGAGAGUUGUUGUGAGGGCAGUGCCUGCCAAUAG